Hirundo rustica (Barn swallow) is the source of this 4123-nucleotide messenger RNA. It is a transcript of the gene SYT11, whose product is annotated as synaptotagmin 11. Bases 100 to 1383 code for a protein of 427 amino acids. NCBI's taxonomy places the organism in Eukaryota, Metazoa, Chordata, Aves, Passeriformes, Hirundinidae. Gene Ontology annotation, cellular component: synapse; axon; membrane. The transcript is spliced from 4 exons. Gene Ontology annotation, molecular function: SNARE binding; phosphatidylserine binding; calcium ion binding. The record is from RefSeq and is a predicted model, not a curated record. Gene Ontology annotation, biological process: cellular response to calcium ion; regulation of dopamine secretion; regulation of calcium ion-dependent exocytosis.
GCGCCGCAGCGGGACCAGUCGGCAGCUCCUGCAUCCCGGCCGGGAGAGCAUCCUCCGCACCGGGCCCCGCACCCCCGCGGCCCCGGCCUCGGCGGGGCCAUGGCCGAGAUCACCAGCGUCCACCCCGGCUUCGAUGUGUCUCCCGUGGUGGCAGGACUCAUUGGAGCCACCGUGCUGGUGGUUUCUGUCUCAGUCACAGUCUUUGUGUGGACAUGCUGUCACCAGCAAGCGGAAAAGAAGCACAAAACUCCCCCCUACAAAUUCAUUCACAUGCUGAAAGGCAUCAGCAUCUACCCGGAGACCUUGAGCAACAAGAAGAAGAUCAACCGGCUGCGGAGAGACAAGAGCGGCGCGGCCAGGGACGGGGGCAGGGGCAAUCUCCUGGUGGAUGCCGCCGAGUCGGGGCUGGGGGGCGCCGACAAGGCUCCGGAUGGACCCCCCAGCCUCGACCAGCUCCCCAUCAAAGUCGAGUUUGGAGAUGAACUCAGCCCGGAUCAAAGCCUCACUCCAGGAGGGAGUAAAACCUCCUCGCCUUCUUCCCCGGGCGACGACGUCGUGCUGGGAGACCUGACUUUCUCAGUGGACUACAACUUCCCCAAAAAGGCGCUGGUGGUCACCAUCCAGGAGGCGCACGGGCUGCCCGUGAUGGACGAGCACACCCAGAGCUCCGACCCCUACAUCAAGAUGACGAUCCUGCCCGACAAGAGGCACCGGGUCAAGACCCGCGUCCUGCGCAAGACGCUGGAGCCGGUGUUCGACGAGACCUUCACCUUCUACGGGAUCCCCUACAGCCAGCUCCAGGACCUGGUGCUGCACUUCCUGGUGCUCAGCUUCGACCGCUUCUCCCGGGAUGACGUGAUCGGGGAGGUGAUGGUGCCCCUGGCAGGGGUGGAUCCCAGCACAGGCAAGGUCCAGCUCACCAGGGAGAUCCUCAAAAGGAACAUACAAAAGUGCAUCAGCAGAGGGGAGCUGCAGGUGUCCCUGUCCUACCAGCCCGUGGCACAGAGGAUGACCGUGGUGGUGCUGAAAGCCAGGCAUUUGCCAAAGAUGGACAUCACCGGCCUCUCAGGUAACCCCUACGUGAAAGUGAACGUUUACUACGGGCGCAAGCGCAUCGCCAAGAAGAAGACGCACGUCAAGAAGUGCACUUUGAACCCCGUCUUCAACGAGUCCUUCAUCUACGACAUCCCCGCCGAGCUGCUGCCCGACGUCAGCGUCGAGUUCCUGGUGAUCGACUUCGAGCGCACCACCAAGAACGAGGUGGUGGGGCGGCUGAUCGUGGGCGCGCACAGCGGCAGCGCGGCGGGCGCCGAGCACUGGCGCCAGCUCUGCGACAGCCCCGCCAAAGCCGUGGCCAAGUGGCACAGCCUGAGCGAGUACUGAGCUCAGCCUCCUCCCCCCCUUCUUAGGACAGACUUCGAGCCUCGGUUUAGCUGUAGGACUAAACUCUUUUCCGGUGAGAAGCGGCGAGCUGGUUGGGUUCUCUUUAGCUGACGUGGUUUUUUGCAGGGCACUAAAACUCUUAAGGAAAAAAUAAAACAAAAAAACCAAGCGAACGAACGACAGGGAAAGAAAGAAUAAUGGGAAAAGAAAAAAAAAAAAAAAAAGAAAAAAAAAAAAGGAAAAAAAAAAAAAAAAGAGGUACCACGAAUAUAUAUAACAGUGUAAUCACGCUAUUGCAUGCCUACUACAAACUGAAAUUAGUAUAACUGCCGGUAUCAAGUUGCAGGUUUUAAUACCAAUUAUCUGUCACUAUGGAAGUCGUGUUUGUGCCGAGCUGUCUUUGCUGGUAUUCACCGAGAUUGGCCUGUCUUUGUUAGGCUUCUCCCAAAGUUUCGGAAUUCUGCUGUUUAACCUCUAGUUUCUUGUUAGUUUUGCCUGCCCAUUGGUUCUUGCGGUUCUGUUCUGUGCUGGUUUGGGGGAGUCCCAACCGCGUUUCCGUCUAGGGCUGGGUUAGAAUUCUGCACUGGCACAAAAGGAAAAUACAGGGAAAAUGGCGUUGGCCUCCAGGGAAGAAACAAUUCUGUGUCAGGCACCGAAAUCCUUGUCGUUGUGAUGCACCUGGGGAGCUGUGAGGUCACAGACAUCCAAGACUGGACUCUAAAAUCCAAACCCCGACCGACUGAUCCCGUCGCUUUUGCCACGUGGGGCUCACACAGGCAGCGCCUCACAGACUGCAGGAACUGGGGAAAUCCGGCUCAGUUUCAUUUUAUUUAAUCUUUACUGUGCAUGAAGGGCCCAAGAAAACCCAAACACAGAUGUGUCAUUGAUUGGUAAGGAAAAACUCUUUGGACGUUCAAUGUCAGAUUCUACCUGGCUGAUAAUUUCUGUUUAAUGGCAAAACAAAGCUGAGCUAGGGAAAGGUCCUGGAGGGCAGAGCUUGUCCGUGAGAAGGUGACACAGCUUCCCUUCAUCCGUGCUGGAGUCAACUUGCAUUAGACAUCGUCAUCCUUCAGUCACCUAAGAGCCAGCUCCCAAAAGAGCAGGAAACACACAGGGCAAAUCCUGGCACCAAAAAUGGGCCAGGCCUGGAGUUUCGAGGCGGCCUGGGGGGAAUCCUGAAAUCCUGGAAUCCUGGAAUCCUGAAAUCCCUCUGAGUCUGGGAACAGCCUGCAAGGGGAAGGAUGGCCCUGACCAGAGGGACCUCCAGCACCUCAGGCUGUUUUAACCCUGCAGAGUCAGGAAUUUGGAACAGAAGUCCCUGAAGUUUGGCAGCAGCUGCCUGAGAUGGGGCGGUGCUCACAGAGCCCUGGAGCUGCCUUUGGAUGCGACUGGAGCAUCCUGGGUUUGGGUUUUCUGGCCACAGCCCAGCCAGGGCACAGAUCAGGGUGAUAACUGGCAGCAAAUAAUUCAUGGAAACCAGUGUUGGUGAACUGAGCAGAAAUAAUUACAACUAAAAACGUUCCUGGGCUCUCCAACUUCGAGAAAUGCAGAAGCAGAAUUGGGUUUUGCAAAGAGGCUCCUCCACAGCCCCGGGUUUUCAGAAAACCUUUGGUUGCUCCCAGUCUGCUCUGAGCCCUGUGGGAUGCACAUAGGAAUGCAAAUAACAGAUUAUAAUUUUUUUUUUUUUUUUAAUUAAGAUCAUUUACCUACUUACAAGACUCGACUACUGAAUUUUAGAUCCCCGUUGGAAAAAUGAUCCUUUUCACCUUCCCUCCGCUGCAGUGGGAAUUACUGAGCGAGGCUCUCGUGGCAGCAGCUCUGUAGGAACAGACAGCUCUUGGGGAGCUGCCACCGCUUUGGCGUCUCUGCCUGAGGCGUUCUUUUUGGAAAGCUGAUUUCUCUCACUCACCGGCCCUCCCUCCCAGGCUGCAGCUCCACUUCUCAGCAGACACAAGCCUGCACUCUGUUCCCCCUUCACCCACGACCAGGAUUUCUGCCUGAGGUCGUAGUGGAUUUUAUCAGUGUCUUAAACGCUUUCUGCCUGGAACUCUGUGGCUCAGAGCCACAGCCCAGAGAACCGAGCUCCCCCUUGGAAAUCGCUGUAGAUCUCUUUCAAUCCUAGUUUUUGGUUUUUUGCACUAAGCAAUUGCGUUGCUGCAAUUCAAGCAACUGUCAGGACUUUUCCUCGGAACAUGCUUUCCAACACCACUCCAAAGAUCUGACCAGGACUAAGAGCAGCAACAAAAUUCCCUUCUCCCUUCGGUGUGAAAAGCAUGACUAAGCCUAGAUGAUCUUAAGAUUCCUUUAGUUGCGAAGGAAAGAUGAAUUUCUUGUCAAGGAAACAUGCUCAGGGUAAAUAGACUUAGGCUAUCGGGCAGGUAGGAGUAGCUCCAACACUCUUCUGGAAUAAUAGGAAACUGAAAAUGUGCAGAUAUAUAUUUUUUAAAACAUGAAAUAGACAGUAAGUGACAGCGGACUCACUGUAAAAUCUCCCCGGUGUGGUUAUUCUUUACCUUGUGUCUUCUGUUGUAAAAUGAACUUGGAACAGUUACAACUUUGUGUGGGGAAAGAAAAAAAAAAAAAAAAAAGAAGAAAAAAAAAAAAAAGGCAAAAAAACCCUAACUCAACCUGUGUGAAACUGCAUAAUGCUAUAAGCUAACCUACAUUCUGUAAUGCUACCUUGUAUGUUGAAUUUGUUAACGCACAUUGAGCGUGCAAAUAAAAAUUAAAUCACUUUAAA